Messenger RNA from Chlorocebus sabaeus (green monkey), 3814 nucleotides. RefSeq names its product Wnt family member 1 (gene WNT1). Lineage: Eukaryota; Metazoa; Chordata; Mammalia; Primates; Cercopithecidae. Gene Ontology annotation, biological process: neuron differentiation; multicellular organism development; canonical Wnt signaling pathway. Gene Ontology annotation, cellular component: extracellular region. The record is from RefSeq and is a predicted model, not a curated record. Gene Ontology annotation, molecular function: cytokine activity; frizzled binding.
UCACUACGUUGGCCAGGAUGAUCUCAAUCUCCUGACCUUGGCCUCCCAAAGUGCUGGGAUUACAGGCAUGAGCCACAGCAUCCAGCCUGUCACUUCUUCAAUAGGAGGCCAAAGUGGCCUUGAAGCUGAGUAGGAGUCCCUGGGAGAGAACAGAAAAAUGUACAAUGGAUGAGAUGGUCACAGGCACUCUGGGUAUCCCAGUAUGGUGGGAACCAGAGCUUUGGGGGAAGACAGAAACGUGGCAGAAAAAUCCAAAGAGAAGCAAACACAUGGAGGCACAAGUUUCCUAAUCUAGGUUCAAUGCAGCCAGCAAUAACCCUUGUCUUCCCAGUCCUCUCCAUCACCAUGCAUACAUUGGACAUCCACAACACUUCCCAUCCUUUCUGAGCGUAGGCCUCAGAGACUUAGCCACUCCAGGCUCGGUUCACCUCAAUAUCAUCUUGGUUGUAGGCUCAGCUCUCUCCCUCAAUGACAUGCACUGGUUGACACAUACCACAGUGUGACACACCAUAGGAUGCCACGAGGUACAAAGGGCAACAGAAUGACACAUACACACAUAUUUAAUCAUCCCAUGCACACGCUCAUCCACCCACUCCAUACACAAUCCAGACACUCUGCAUCCCUCAAUCAUGCUUCUAAGUCUCCUGUCAACCGUCGCCACCACCUUCCUGACACACUGCCCCAGGCGGUGACUGUGACAAGGUGACUCCAUGACCCUUUCUGACUUGAGUGAAAUUCCAAAAUUCUUUGGAAAGUUUCCUCACAUCCUUCACCAGAACAAGGAGUUUCUGCACGUACCAACACACAAGAGGAUGCACCCUCAGAACACAGCACAUUCUCACUCCCACCCAUAUUCAUGUUGUCCCACUUCACAUACACACACACACACAGCCACUUGUCCGCUCCUUCUGGCCCACAUGAGCAAACUGCCUGCUGCUUCAGGUUUCUCUCCACCGCUAGGCUCCUUUUGGUCAGCUCACCCCCACAACUCAUCCCCGGGAUUUCCCUGACCACAGCCGCCCUCACGCCCCCGUCUCCCCCUUUUCCUUCUCUGUCCAGCCAUCGGGGGUUCCUGGGCGGUUAAGCGUCUCCCCGGAGUCGCUGCCCAGAACCACAGCUUUCCUUCCGACAGUCAGGACGGGGGAGAGAGGGGACGUCGGAGGGGCCCGGGGUGACGUCGAGGGGACAACCCCACCGCGGGUGGCGAGGCGGGCUGGGCCCCUGGCGGGCUCUCCCCGCAGCACACUCUCGCCGCGCCCCCUGGCGGAUGCUAGUCCCCGACGGGCUCCGGACGCUCAGCUGAGUGAGGCGAGCGCGCGUGGGAGGGUGUCCCAAGGGGAGGGGUCCGCGGCCAGUGCAGGCCCGGAGGCGGGGGCCACCGGGCAGGGGGCGGGGGUGAGCCCCGACGGCCAACCCGCCAGCUCUCGGCUCAGACGGGCGGGAACCACAGCCCCGCUCGCUGCCCAUUGUCUGCGCCCCUAACCGGUGCGCCCUGGUGCCACAGUGCGGCCCGGCGGGGCAGCCUCCUCCCGUCACUUCAGCCAGCGCCGCAACUAUAAGAGGCGGUGCCGCCCGCCGUGGCCGCCUCAGCCCACCAGCCGGGACCGCGAGCCAUGCUGUCCGCCGCCCGCCCCCAGGGUUGUUAAAGCCAGACUGCGAACUCUCGCCACUGCCGCCACCGCCGCGUCCCGUCCCAUCGUCGCGGGCAACAGCCAAAGUCGCCGCAACUGCAGCACAGAGCGGGCAAAGCCAGGCAGGCCAUGGGGCUCUGGGCGCUGUUGCCUGGCUGGGUUUCUGCUACGCUGCUACUGGCCCUGGCCGCUCUGCCCGCAGCCCUGGCUGCCAACAGCAGUGGCCGAUGGUGGGGUAUUGUGAACGUAGCCUCCUCCACGAACCUGCUGACGGACUCCAAGAGUCUGCAACUGGUACUCGAGCCCAGUCUGCAGCUGUUGAGCCGUAAACAGCGGCGUCUGAUACGCCAAAAUCCGGGGAUCCUGCACAGCGUGAGUGGGGGGCUGCAGAGUGCCGUGCGCGAGUGCAAGUGGCAGUUCCGGAAUCGCCGCUGGAACUGUCCCACUGCUCCAGGGCCCCACCUCUUCGGCAAGAUCGUCAACCGAGGCUGUCGAGAAACGGCGUUUAUCUUCGCUAUCACCUCCGCCGGGGUCACCCAUUCGGUGGCGCGCUCCUGCUCAGAGGGUUCCAUCGAAUCCUGCACGUGCGACUACCGGCGGCGCGGCCCCGGGGGCCCCGACUGGCAUUGGGGGGGCUGCAGCGACAACAUUGACUUCGGCCGCCUCUUCGGCCGGGAGUUCGUGGACUCCGGGGAGAAGGGGCGGGACCUGCGCUUCCUCAUGAACCUUCACAACAACGAGGCUGGCCGUACGACCGUAUUCUCCGAGAUGCGUCAGGAGUGCAAGUGCCACGGUAUGUCCGGAUCCUGCACGGUGCGCACGUGCUGGAUGCGGCUGCCCACCCUGCGCGCAGUGGGCGAUGUGCUGCGCGACCGCUUCGACGGCGCCUCGCGCGUCCUCUACGGCAACCGCGGCAGCAACCGCGCUUCGCGGGCGGAGCUGCUGCGCCUGGAGCCGGAAGACCCGGCCCACAAACCGCCCUCCCCCCACGACCUCGUCUACUUCGAGAAAUCGCCCAACUUCUGCACGUACAGCGGACGCCUGGGUACAGCGGGCACGGCAGGGCGCGCCUGUAACAGCUCGUCGCCCGCGCUGGACGGCUGCGAGCUGCUCUGCUGCGGCAGGGGCCACCGCACGCGCACGCAGCGCGUCACCGAGCGCUGCAACUGCACCUUCCACUGGUGCUGCCACGUCAGCUGCCGCAACUGCACGCACACGCGCGUACUGCACGAGUGUCUGUGAGGCGCUGCGCGAACUUGCCCCCGGGAACGCUCUCCGCGAGCCCUCCCCCAAACAGACUCGCUGGCACUCAAGACCCGGUUAUUCGCCCACCCGAGUACCUCCAGUCACACUCCCCGCGGUUCAUACGUAUCCCAUCUCUCCCACUUCCUCCUACCUGGGGACUCCUCAAACCACUUGCCUGGGGCGGCAUGAACCCUCUUGCCAUCCUGAUGGACCUGCCCCGGACCUACCUCCCUCCCUCUCCGCGGGAGACCCCUUGUUGCACUGCCCCCUGCUUGGCCAGGAGGUGGGAGAAGGAUGGGUCCCCUCUGCCAUGGGGUCAGCUCCUGACGGUGUCACUCUGCCUGCUCCAUCGCGGCAGUGACCUCUCUGCCUCUCUUCUUCCCCUUUGUCCUGCGUUUUCUCUGGGUCCUCCGAGGCCCCUUCCUAUUCUCCUGCCACGGGUGCAGACCCUGAACCCACACCUGGGCAUCAGGACCUUUCUCCUCCCCACCUGCCGCUGAAGCAGGAGGUUCCAGGGCAAAAGGGCAGCUGUGAUGAUGUGGAAAUGAGGUUGCGGGAACCAGCAGAAAUGCCCCCGUUCUCCCAGUCUCUGUCGUGGAGCCAUUGAACAGCUGUGAGCCAUGCCUCCCUGGGCCACCUCCUACCCCUUCCUGUCCUGCCUCCUCAUCAGUGUGUAAAUAAUUUGCACUGAAACGUGGAUACAGAGCCACGAGUUUGGAUGUUGUAAAUAAAACUAUUUAUUGUGCUGGGUCCCAGCCUGGUUUGCAAAGAACACCUCCAACUCAACCCUAUCCCACUCCACUAUUCUCUUUUUUCUCCCUGCAGCCUUUUAUGGUCCCUCUUCUCUCCUCAGUUUCUCAAAGAUGCGUUUGCCUCCUGGAAUCAGUAUUUCCUUCCAUUGUAGCUAUUAGUGGCUCCUCGCCCCCACCAAUGUAGCA